CGGGGCAGCCCAGAGAGCCGGAGGAGCCGCGGUGGCCGGCGCGGCGCCGCGUUGGCGCGCACGCGCCUGAGCGCGCGCCCGGUAGGGCGGGCCGGGACUCGCCGCUCGCACGCCCUUGGGCCGCGGCCGGGAGCCCGCUCUGCUUUCCGCUUCCGACGCGCUGUCCAGGGAGCCGGUGGAUGUGCGGCAAUAACAUGUCUGCCCCAUUGCCCUCCGUCGUUCCUGCUGCCCGGAAGGCCACCGCCGCGGUUAUUUUCCUUCAUGGAUUGGGAGAUACUGGGCACGGAUGGGCAGAAGCUUUUGCAGGUAUCAGAAGUUCACAUAUCAAAUAUAUCUGCCCGCAUGCGCCAGUUAUGCCUGUUACAUUGAAUAUGAAAAUGGCUAUGCCUUCUUGGUUUGAUAUCAUUGGACUUUCACCAGAUGCUCAUGAGGAUGAACCUGGAAUUAAACAAGCGGCAGAAAAUGUAAAAGCUUUGAUAGAUCAAGAAGUGAAGAAUGGCAUUCCAUCUAACAGAAUUAUUUUGGGAGGAUUUUCUCAGGGAGGAGCCUUGUCUUUGUACACUGCUCUCACCACACAGCAGAAACUGGCAGGUGUCACUGCACUCAGUUGUUGGCUUCCACUCCGGGCUUCAUUCCCACAGAGUCCCAUCAGCGGCCCUAAUAGAGAGCUAUCUAUUCUUCAGUGCCAUGGAGAUUGUGAUCCUUUAGUUCCGCUAAUGUUUGGUUCUCUUACUGUUGAAAAACUAAAGACUUUGGUAAAUCCAGCAAAUGUAACCUUCAAAAUCUAUGAAGGCAUGAUGCACUGUUCAUGUCAACAGGAAAUGAUGGAUGUCAAGCAAUUCAUUGAUAAACUCCUACCUCCGGUUGAUUGACAUCACUAAGAGGCCUUGUGUAGACGUACACCAGCAUCAUUGCAGUAGAGUCUAAACCUUUUCCCAUGCUCAACUUUAAAACUUUUAAUGUUUGCAGUGUUGAAAUGUUUUGCAGAUACACACCAAUGAUACAGACAAAAUAAUGGCUCCUCCGUGGGAAACCUAGGAUCUUUUAAGUUUCUAUACAUGUAUUUGUAUACGAUGAUCCAGACUACAUUAGUAUUAAAAUAGGUGAAGCACCUAGCUUCUUUUUCUUAAAUGUAAUUGAGCAAAAUAAAAUACUACAACCAAAUUUUUUAUCAUAUCAUUUGAAAAUUACUAGUAUGCUUGACAAAAAUUUGUUUCAGUAUAAACAAGCAAUCAAGAUAUAAACAAUUUAUGCAUGCUGUGACUUGGUCUAUGGAUUUAUUCCAAAAUUGCUUAGUCACCAUGCAGUAUCUGUAUUUUUUAAUAUAUAUAUAUAUUCGUAUAUACAUAAUGAUGGUAAUACAUACAAUUAGAUGGUGUUACAUUAUUCCUGAUAAUAGGGAUAAUGCUUAUAAGUGUCAACAGAGAAUAGUGUUGCUCUUUUCAAUUAAUUGCCCUUUUAUUUGGGGGACCAGGCUGUUCUUUUCCUUGAUAUUAUUUCUAUUUAAUAUUCUUUUCUCUCGAGAAAAAUAAAAGUCCUUUCUUUCUUGAUUGUC
Marmota flaviventris (yellow-bellied marmot) is the source of this 1555-nucleotide messenger RNA. RefSeq names its product lysophospholipase 1 (gene Lypla1). Gene Ontology annotation, molecular function: carboxylic ester hydrolase activity; palmitoyl-(protein) hydrolase activity. Gene Ontology annotation, biological process: protein depalmitoylation. Gene Ontology annotation, cellular component: cytoplasm. Lineage: Eukaryota; Metazoa; Chordata; Mammalia; Rodentia; Sciuridae. The record is from RefSeq and is a predicted model, not a curated record.